Messenger RNA from Numida meleagris (helmeted guineafowl), 4208 nucleotides. It is a transcript of the gene RAB8A, whose product is annotated as RAB8A, member RAS oncogene family. The coding region runs from base 38 to 661 and encodes 207 amino acids. Gene Ontology annotation, biological process: Golgi vesicle fusion to target membrane; regulation of exocytosis; protein secretion. The transcript is spliced from 8 exons. Gene Ontology annotation, molecular function: GTPase activity; GTP binding. NCBI's taxonomy places the organism in Eukaryota, Metazoa, Chordata, Aves, Galliformes, Numididae. The record is from RefSeq and is a predicted model, not a curated record. Gene Ontology annotation, cellular component: trans-Golgi network transport vesicle; endosome; dendritic spine.
GGGGGCGGGCGGUGCCGCAGGGGCGGCGCCCGGGAACAUGGCGAAGACGUACGACUAUCUGUUCAAGCUGCUGCUCAUCGGCGACUCGGGCGUGGGGAAGACGUGCGCGCUCUUCCGUUUCUCCGAGGAUGCCUUCAACGCCACCUUCAUCUCCACCAUCGGUAUUGAUUUUAAGAUUAGAACCAUAGAGCUAGAUGGCAAGAGAAUCAAGCUGCAGAUAUGGGACACCGCCGGGCAGGAGCGAUUCCGCACCAUCACAACAGCGUACUACAGGGGAGCAAUGGGCAUUAUGUUGGUCUAUGACAUCACCAAUGAAAAGUCUUUUGAAAAUAUCCGGAACUGGGUCAGGAACAUUGAAGAGCACGCCUCUCCAGACGUUGAGAAAAUGAUCCUUGGGAACAAAUGUGAUGCAAAUGACAAAAGACAAGUUUCUAGAGAGCAAGGGGAGAAGCUUGCAGCAAGUUUUGGAAUUAAAUUCAUGGAGACCAGUGCAAAAGCAAAUAUAAACAUAGAGAAUGCAUUUUUCACUCUUGCCAGAGAUAUCAAAGCAAAAAUGGACAAGAAGUUGGAAGGCAAUAGCCCCCAGGGCAGCAACCAGGGAGUCAAAAUCACACCAGACCAGCAAAAGAAAAGCAGCUUUUUCCGAUGUGUUCUUCUGUGAGGGACACAGCCUUAAUCUGAGCAUCUGCUCAGCCCAACUGGACUGUGCCUGUUCUGAGUGAGACUUCUCUGUCUGUGGACUCUAGCGUUCUCGACAAACCUUGUCACUCUGUGACCAUCUGAAUAAGAAAUUGUUUAUUUUAGUAAUUGUCUGACUCUUCAAUUUUGGAGAUGAAACAAGUUUAUUUUUGUCAGAUUGCCACUGGGCGGGCAUAGGUAUUGUGUAGCAGAGGGAGUACAGAUCCAGUGGGACCUGUAAUGGCACCUCUGCUAACAGGCUUCAAUCUUACUGUUUGUAUCUGUAAUGUAUCCGAUUGAGAAAGAUUAAGUUAUGAUCAAAAUAAGAAACUGAAAUGCCAAUGUUAAUAAAGUACAGGUACAUGUACUUGAUACAUGCGCAUAUCUGUGUCUGGAUGCAUAUAGAACAGUUGCAUCAAAACAACAAAUAAAAGCACUUAUGUAGGCAGUACAGGCCGCUCCUUCUCAGAAGGUCUGAGGAAGCUUUCUGCAUCUCCACCUUUUUGCUGCUGCAGAGACAAUUCUUCCAUCUGCCUGUUAUUACUCAGUUGUGUUACUCUAGACAAUCCACGAGGACAACUGGAGUUUAAAAAAAUUCAAAGGAAUCUCUAUUUUUUUAGAAAAAGCAACGUGUGCUGUAAGCAUGGUGGUUCCUUACCGCCAGGAAUUGCGUUAUCCCUGUUAGAGAUGACCACGCUUAAUGAAAUAGUCUGCACAUCUAACGGGAUGAAAGCUGCAAGUGUUCUGCAGUCUGUUUUUGGAGAAGCAGCCCCCAGGGACACGGAUCCGACACGGAGCGUCCCAGUGAGCAGCUUCUCCUCCUCUAGCUGAGAGUGACUCCAGAUCUGUCAUGGUGUAGUAGCUAGUUACAAAUUGUGACAAGAAAAUGUAUUGCACUGCUUCCAGUUGUGUGUUCUUAUGCACACUUGCUCACAUAUGCAAAUAAAUGUUGCACAUACGAACACUUUCUGAAAAGAAACUUUUUAAGCUGAGAUUUGCCUUGCUGCCAUGUAUUGAUCAUUUCGGAUUUCAAGCAGCAGCAAACCUGUUAAUAGCAUGCAUCAAUGCAAAUGAUGUUUAGUCCUCAGUGGAAAUAUUUAUUCUUAUAAACACAGUCUAUUACAUUCCAUUGUAUAAAAUGUAACAGCCUAGUAAAGCACCUAGGUAACUAAUUGCUCUCGUUUGAGAGGCUGUAAGCCUGACUAAUUAGAUUAAUAAAAGGAGCCAGUAUGAGCAAUCUACUUAGAAGUCUGCUGUCAGUAAUUGGAGUUAUGGUAUAUUUAACCCAAAUGAACAUAUCAGCUGUGUCCUGCAACUCACUGGAAUUGUUCACGUGCUGCUUUGUUUACAUUGAAAACUGCACUUAAGGAUAAAAUUAAAGCUCGCUUUAAAGUGAAUGGAUUUACUUACCAGUUUUGUUUUCUUCAGUUUCCUGGUAAUCUAUCCUGGCCUCAGAGUAGCACUCCUAAGCGGUUCUGGAGUUAAUGACAAAUCUGAGAGAUUUUUAAACUUUAUAAAUCUGCAGCAUGGAACUGAGCUCAACGGGAAUGCUGCCUGUUUUUCUAAAAGAAAAGAGGAAAUGUUACUGUGUAAGUUACUAGAUUAUAAAAAUGCAUUUUAUAUGCCACCAACGGUUUUUUUUAAUAGCUAGCAGAUUAAAAUGAGCUCUGUUCAUUAUUACAAUUAUAUGUAAAACCUUCCUCUCACCAGAACCUUGUAAUGUUUGUUUGUUUGCUUGUGGCUUUUUAGUGUGAGGACUUGGUGACUGCGCACCAUAGUGAGUGACACGCAGAGGUAUUGGUAGGAUCAAGUCACCUUACAGGCACUGAAGAACCUUGCAGUGCUCCAAGGGGUAGUUAAUACAGAGCCACAGACUGCACAAGCAACGCUCGUAUCCUGACAUAAGAAUGUGUUUGGUUUUUUAAAGAAAAGACUGCUUCAAGGCGUUACUGGUGUGGAACUGGGGAGGUGCUGAAGGAACGGCCUCAGUGCUGUUCUGCACAAGUCAGAUCUGCUUCAUCUUUUGUUUCUGGCUUAGUGGUAAACGUGGAUGGUCUCACAUCCAACCACCUCCUUUAACACAGCCAGAUGUCGCAGCCAGACUUACUUCUGGAAGUGACUGGAAGAAUCAGUGCUUACUCUGACCUGGUGUCACGAGGCUGUCCACCAUGACAUGGGUCCUGCCCGCUGACAGCAUCUAAAUUGAUUAUUUGUCUUGAGACAAGAAAGAAAUACCAUAUUAACUUACAAACUGAAUCGUUUCUCAGCCUCCAUUUGCUAAAUCUUUUGUUACUCUUCUGCAUUAAAAGCUAAUGUUUUGUGAACACCUUUUGUUCAAACUUAGGCUGGUUGUUGCCCUGUUUAUGUUCCUAACUUACGGCAUGAUUUUGAUUUCCCUUUCCAAAAUGAUUGGUUUUGCUUAAUGAACAACUGUGUUAUUGCCCAAUCUCAGGAAGUUUUGUGCAGUUACUGUGACCUCUAGGCAUCCCUGUACUUCUACGGCAUGCAGACUCUAUGCAGAAGCUGAAUCAGUGUAAACAAUAUGAAACCUAAAAUGCAAAUGUAGGACAGGGAAAAGUGAAAGGCAGCGCAGUGGCAUGUCUGCUUGGCUACGUGUGGCCAAAUGCUGACAUCAAAUACUGAAUAAAUACAAUAGGUAAUUGAUGUUUCCAUCACUUAAUUUAAUUACUGUGUUUUUUAAGCACAAAUAUUACAAAAACACAACGCUCAAACAAGGUACUGUCUCUGUGAAUACAGGAAUGCAUUUAUAUGUAAGCUUUCUUUAAGGCAGAACAGAUCUGAGAUUGGAUACAGAAUUUGUAAAACAGGGAUUUAAGUAGAUCUGAAAAGCUGACAAUGUGCUUGCCACACAUUUUCUAUGUCUAAAUACCACUAAAAUGCCAGGUAAUCAGUUAACACUCGGUUUGUAGAGAAACAAACCCAUGUUUGAGCAUGUUCUCAAAUUGCUUUAAUGAGGAUCAUAGAAUUCUGUGGUUGACCUUAUUUUUGAGGCUGGUUGCAGUAUGCUAGAAGGCCUGCGCCCUUUUGGGUGUAGACCUGUCAGCUUAUUUGUCAACAAACGUGGAACUGCUGUUUCAGUGCUUGCUUUGUCUGUCCAGUUCCUGUGCUGACAGGCACCUCUAAUGUUCCUUGACAUCAGAGCUUUAUGCUACCACCAGACUUUCAGCCUCAGAUUUAUAAAUCCUAUGGAUUAUUGUAAGUCUCAUUACUGCUGCUGGAAAUUAUUUGUUCUCCUUUCGUGUGGGAUAGUAAUCAUCUUACUGACAACUGUAAAGGGUUUUGUUGUGGUGGUGGAGGUUUGGCUGAUGCUCAUGCUCAAAAGCUACCGUGAUUUCUUGUUUUCUUGGACUUGAAAUGGAUGGAGUUUAUCCUGGAGAGGAAAAGGACAAAUGACUGCUGAAAGAAUGGUCCCCAUUUCUGCUGGAAGUUCACAGGGGUUGGGAAAGAAUGAUGACUAACUUCUGUCUUCAUUUACCGAUGAAAUAAAGAUCUGUUCGAUUGAACAUUAA